GUAAGGAGGUCUUGGCACGCCUUCGCUACCCCCUUCCGGAAGGGGCGGACUAUAUGUCAAAAGCAGCCAAUGGGUGGCCCAGGAGACGCGUCUCCGUGAGAGCGGCGCGCGAAGUCUCCCGGGGAGACUGAGACUGGAGGAGUGCUGCUUCCAUGGAACCAACUGAGGGCGCGAGAAUGUGCUAAGGCCAUCAAGCCUAUUGAUGGGAAGUCAGUCCAUCAGAUUUGCUCUGGGCAGGUGGUACUCAGUUUAAGCACUGCUGUGAAGGAGUUGAUAGAAAAUAGUGUAGAUGCCGGUGCUACUAGUAUUGAUCUAAGGCUUAAAGACUAUGGAGUGGACCUCAUUGAAGUUUCAGACAAUGGAUGUGGGGUAGAAGAAGAAAACUUUGAAGGUCUAGCUCUGAAACAUCACACCUCUAAGAUUCGAGAGUUUGCCGACCUCACGCAGGUUGAAACUUUCGGCUUUCGGGGGGAAGCUCUGAGCUCUCUGUGUGCACUGAGUGAUGUCACUAUAUCUACCUGCCAUGUGUCUGCAAGCAUUGGGACUCGACUGGUGUUGGACCAUAAUGGGAAAAUCAUCCAGAAAACUCCCUGCCCACGGCCUAAAGGAACCACAGUCAGCGUGCAGAACUUAUUUUACACCCUACCCGUACGUCACAAAGAGUUUCAAAGGAACAUUAAAAAGGAGUAUGCCAAAAUGGUCCAGGUCUUACAGGCGUACUGCAUCAUUUCAGCCGGCAUCCGUGUGAGCUGCACUAAUCAGCUCGGACAGGGGAAACGGCAGCCUGUGGUGUGCACGAGCGGAAGCUCCGGCAUGAAGGAAAAUAUCGGGUCUGUGUUCGGCCAGAAGCAGCUGCAGAGCCUCGUUCCUUUUGUGCAGCUGCCCCCUAGUGACUCCGUCUGUGAAGAGUACUGCCUGAGCGCUUGUGGGACCCCGCAGAGUCCUUUCCGCAUUUCAGGCUUCAUUUCACAGUGCACGCAUGGUGCCGGGAGGAGUUCAACAGACAGACAGUUUUUCUUCAUCAAUCAGCGGCCUUGUGACCCAGCGAAGGUCUCUAGACUGGUGAAUGAGGUCUACCACAUGUAUAAUCGGCACCAGUAUCCAUUUGUCGUUCUUAACGUGUCCGUGGACUCGGAAUGUGUGGAUAUUAACGUGACCCCAGAUAAAAGGCAGAUUUUACUACAGGAAGAGAAGCUUUUGCUGGCAGUUUUAAAGACGUCCUUGAUGGGAAUGUUCGACAGUGAUGCAAACAAGCUUAGUGUCAACCAGCAGCCGCUGCUGAAUGUCGAAGGUAACUUAGUAAAGCUACAUACCGCAGAAGUAGGAGAGCAAGAGAACUCUCCUUCAUUGAGGAUCACAGCGGAAGAGAAAAGGGUAGCAUCUGUGUCUAGGCUGAGAGAGGCCUAUUCUCUUCAUCGUACCACAGAGACCAAGUCUUGGGGCCCAGAGACUCCUGAACUGAAACAGAGUUUUCCAAGUCAGAAAAGGGGUGUAUCAUCAUCUUGUCCUUCAGACAUCAUCUCUUAUAGAGGCCUGUGUGGCUCACAGGACAAAUUGGUGAGUCCCACGGAUAGCCCUGGUGACUGUAUGGACAGAGAAAAAGGAGAAAAGGACUCAGGGCUUAGCAGCACCUCAGCUGGCUCUGAGGAAGGGUUCAGCACCCCAGAAGUGGCCAGUAGCUUUAGCAGUGACUGCAACGUGAGCUCCCCAGAGGACAGACCUUCUCAGGAAAACACAAACUGUGGCGAGCAGUUCCUUGAAGUGGAUGACCACCUUUCAGGUACAGGACACCAUUUGAAGCCAGAAGACAAUGGAUAUAAAUGUCGAGCUUCACUUCCACCAACUCGGCUCUCUCCCUCAAAUGCUAAGCGUUUCAGGACAGAGGACAGGCCUUCAAAUGUUGGCGUUCCUCAGAACACCUCAGCAGCUGAGGUUGACGUAGCUGUAAAAAUUAAUAAGAAAAUAGUGCUCCUUGACUUCUCUCUGAGCUCUUUAGCUAAACAAAUGAAGCAGUUACAGCACCUGAAGCAGCAGAGCAAAAGCGAACACAAUUACAGGAAAUUUAGGGCCAAGAUUUGCCCUGGAGAAAAUCAAGCAGCAGAAGAUGAACUCAGAAGAGAGAUUAGGAAGUCGAUGUUCGCAGAGAUGGAGAUCUUGGGUCAGUUUAACCUGGGAUUCAUCGUAACCAAACUGAAGGAGGACCUCUUCCUGGUGGACCAGCACGCCGCCGACGAGAAGUACAACUUUGAGAUGCUGCAGCAGCACACGGUGCUCCAGGCUCAGAGGCUCAUCACUCCCCAGACUCUGAACUUAACUGCUGUCAAUGAAGCUGUGCUGAUAGAAAAUCUGGAAAUAUUCAGAAAGAAUGGCUUUGACUUUAUCAUUGAUGAAGAUGCUCCAGUCACUGAAAGGGCUAAACUGAUUUCCUUACCCACUAGUAAAAACUGGACCUUUGGACCCCAAGAUAUCGAUGAACUGAUCUUUAUGCUCAGUGACAGCCCUGGGGUCAUGUGCCGGCCCUCGAGAGUCAGACAGAUGUUUGCUUCCCGAGCGUGUCGGAAGUCUGUGAUGAUUGGAACCGCUCUCAGUGCAAGUGAGAUGAAGAAGCUCAUCUCCCACAUGGGUGAGAUGGACCACCCCUGGAACUGCCCCCACGGAAGGCCGACCAUGAGGCACAUUGCAAAUCUGGAUGUCAUCUCCCAGAACUGACUGACCGCUUGUGGGAUAGAGCUCAUUACAGAUUGUUCUGUUUGGAGAGAUGGUUUUACGUAAUCUGAUUAUCGUUGUUCAAAAACUAGCAUGCUACUUUAAUGUACUGGAUCCAUUUAAAAACUGUGUAGCCAGGCAUAAUGGCCUGUGCUUCUGGCCUAGCUACUUGGGAGAGCCACCCCAGGAGUUUGAGACUAUCCUGAGCUACAUUGGUGAGACUCUAAUUCAAGGACAAAAAUAUAUAUAUAUUUUGAAACCUUU
Rattus norvegicus (Norway rat) is the source of this 2970-nucleotide messenger RNA. RefSeq names its product PMS1 homolog 2, mismatch repair system component (gene Pms2). Gene Ontology annotation, molecular function: single-stranded DNA binding; DNA binding; ATP-dependent DNA damage sensor activity. Gene Ontology annotation, biological process: meiotic cell cycle; positive regulation of isotype switching to IgA isotypes; mismatch repair. The record is from RefSeq and is a predicted model, not a curated record. Lineage: Eukaryota; Metazoa; Chordata; Mammalia; Rodentia; Muridae. Gene Ontology annotation, cellular component: nucleus; MutLalpha complex; nucleoplasm.